Trypanosoma rangeli is the source of this 377-nucleotide messenger RNA. RefSeq lists its product as uncharacterized. The transcript has a single exon. NCBI's taxonomy places the organism in Eukaryota, Euglenozoa, Kinetoplastea, Trypanosomatida, Trypanosomatidae. The record is from RefSeq and is a predicted model, not a curated record. The annotation marks the transcript as partial.
AUGCGCGAGGCACCACGCAUCCAUCGCCGCUCCUACCACCACCACCACUGUCUCUUUCUCCCUUUCGUUUCGUUGCUGCUGCUGUUGUGGCUGGCGCCCGCGCGGGCGUCGUCGUCGUUGUCAUCAUCAAAUUUUUACGCGUCAUCUGCAGCCCAGGAGAGCGCCAGCGGCCACAACGAUGACAGCCACAACAGCAUCAGCAGCAGCAGCGGCGGCAGUACAGAGAGCGAGAGCGGCAGCAGCAGCAGCAGCGGCAGCAGCAGCAGCAGCAGCGGCAGCAGCGGCAGCAGCAGCAGCGGCGGCAGCAGCAGCAGUAGCAGCAGCAGCAGCAGUACGGAGAGCGAGAGCGGAAGCAGCGGCAGCAGUGGCAGCAGCAG